Messenger RNA from Hypoxylon trugodes, 1228 nucleotides. RefSeq lists its product as uncharacterized. The coding region runs from base 609 to 902 and encodes 97 amino acids. The record is from RefSeq and is a predicted model, not a curated record. Lineage: Eukaryota; Fungi; Ascomycota; Sordariomycetes; Xylariales; Hypoxylaceae. The transcript has a single exon.
CAAAAUCCUAAGCUAAGCUCGCUUUUUGCCCCUAACCGAACAAAACCAUACAAACCAUUUUGAAACGUCAUCGGCACAACCCCUGCGGAUGAUCACAAUGGCCUACUUUUUUGUUCUUCACAAAAUAUGUAUUAUUGACCAUUCGUCUCGUUUAUAUAACAUUUAUUCCCGACAAGAAACUUAUAUCCCACUUGGAUAUUUCUGAUACACAUGCACGCACACCAGAUACUCCCAUAAGUAUAUCCAGUGUAGGACAGUGCGGAGGCCGCCAACAAACAUCUCAAGGGACGAAGUAUUUAUUACGCAUUACGGUGGUACCAUAAAAGGUGCAAAUUACCUACAUACAGCAGUGGAUAUUGAUGAUCAUCCAGCUUCUUCUCGCUCGCUCUUGGCCUAGGCAGGACCAAAGUAGGUAGCACAUGACCCUGGUUUACAGCGUCCGGGCCAUGCUCACCAUGUCCCAUUGAGUGCGACUGUGCGAACUAAUUUAACAUGCGGCUCGGGCAAUUCUGAUUGGCCGACCCAGAACCGACGUCCACGUUUAUUUGUCGGUUGAGAUUACUGGCCCACUGUCGAUCUGGAUCCGUCAACUUAUUUUUUCGAAUUACAUGCUGCUAGGUAAGGGUAUGGGGAUGGGUUGUACCUCGCUCUCUCUUGGUCUAGGUGCAAAAUUCUGCUGCCUUCGCGCGGAUGUGAGAAAUCUUAGCGAAUGGAUCUAUCUUACUUACCGGGGCUCGCGAGACCCCGUUUUCAGUACGGUUUUCUCUUUUGGCUACGGGAGGAAGAGAGAGCACAAGCCCAAAGUUGGCACGAGUUUGACAGCUCUCUUACACUACCUAGUUAGUUCUGUUAUAAGGGGGUUUGACUUUCUAUUAGCUAAUAAAGGGGGUACGAGUAUAUAAAACAAAAAAUCCAUCGCAUUCAGUUAAACCCUCGCUCGUUCCAAUCGCUCGCCCCAUCACAAGAUAGGCGGCGCUAACUUCUUUUCCGAUGGGGAGGUCUGGGGCAGCUUGGUUUCACUGGCGAUAAAAGGGUCCUCGGCAAGGCUUAUCGAAAUAUCUAUCCUGGACUUGGCGAUUGGCGAUGGCCGAUACUUAAUAAUGAUACCCCAUAAGGUAAUAUAAUGCUUCCACGGUCCUUGCCUUACUACCUUAGGAUUUCGGAUGUGUCCGACGCGUUUGUAUCUGAUCAUAUUCAGUAAAAACGCGUCGCGAAAUAUAUUGUAUGG